UUGGUUACUUAGAAUGUGCUGAAACUAUGCAUGCUUACAGCCGCCUUCUGUUAAGAUAAACUUCUAGGAAAUGCAAUUAUGUGGAGUGCCUGCUGAUAAUUUUUUUGGUGCCAAAUUGAUGUGGAAACACUUUUUUGGACUUAUUUUCUCAAAAUAAUUGAAAACCAGGAGCACACGAUUAACUCACAAUCUUCCCUGAGAUUUCAAUAGAGGCAAGAUCUUGUCCGUAUAUCAAUCUUUUUAACACACACAUACCAAGGAAUGCACUGCUUAUUGUUGUGUUUCUGCUAUGCUUAGGAGAAGGCAUGCUUAUUAAAAAUAAAUUAAUAAAUGUGGUUAAUGUUUUUCCUUUUUCCUUUUUUCCUUUUUUUUUUUUUUAAAUGUGAAAACAAAUAUGGUUGAACUUGAACAACCUUUUCAUAUAGUCAAGAAUGAAAUGUACACAAAGAGGAUUAUAGAUAUUACGUUGUUUUUUAAUACAUAAUUAAAAACUAAAUUGAACAUUUUUUCUUCACGGAAUUUUUUUUUUUUUUUUCUUAUUGUCAUUUUUUUGGCGUUGAUUCUUCAAACGUGAUGUUAUAAAAGGAAAAAUUGACGAGUCGGUGUUCAUAGAGGGGUAGUGUUGUCUUUGAAUAAUUAAUAUAUUUCUGGCCAAAAGCAAAACAAAUAGUACUGGGAAGGAUUCAGAUUACCAACAAAUACCCCCAUCACCAACUCCGAACGGGAAGUAAAACGUGAGACCAAAAAGGGUCUUUUAGUAAUCUAAUUUGCUUACCGCGCUACCAGUUCUCAAUUUGAAUUCCCCGUGAUUGGUACGCGCUUUCUAAGAACCUCCACGAGACCAAGAUCGGAUCCCAUUUCGAAUAUAAAAAGGUAAAAAGAGUGUCUACCAGUUAUUAGAUCUGAACGCCGUGCGUUUCGAAUUUCGAAACUCCCUUCUCUUUUCAACAACGGUCUCUCUUUAUCUCUCUCUCUCUCUCUCUGCGUCCAAGAAGAAAGAAAAUCAAGAAACGUUUUGAUAACAAUGUCGUCGUUGGUUUCGUUGGUUUACGGAGAAUCCGAGACUAGGCCACAAUUUUAUUCUCGUAAAGAAAAAUCUCUGGGAGUAUUGUGCUCCAAUUUCUUGGGAUUAUACAAUGGAGAUUGUGCCGGAACGAGUACAGUUGGACUUGACGAUGCUGCUAACCGCUUAGGAGUUGAGCGGCGCCGCAUGUAUGACGUAGUCAAUAUAUUGGAGAGCAUUGGAGUUGUAGCUAGGAAAGCGAAGAACCAGUACACAUGGAAGGGUUUAGAGGAAAUUCCUCGAUGUUUAGAGCAGCUGAAGAAAGACGGUCUGAAAGAAAAUUUCAAUAGCGCUGGUUCCUGCAGUUCUGCUAGAGUAUGUCACAGAAAAAGUGUUUCCAAUGAAAAUCAAUGUGGAGGGCUUCUGAGUCUGAACACUGGUGGGGAGGCCAAUCAUUUGGCAUCAUUAAGAAAGAACAACAAAAGUGACAAAUCUCUAGCACUUCUCAGCCAGAACUUUAUCAAGCUUUUUCUUUGUUCAAAUGUGGAUAUGAUUUUGCUUGAUAAUGCUGCAAAAGCAUUGCCAGCAAAGGUUAGACGACUAUAUGAUGUUGCAAACGUUUUUUCUUCGUUGAAUCUGAUUGAGAAGAUUCGUCACUCGGAGAGCGGUAAACCAGCAUAUAGGUGGUUGGGAUGGAAAGGGAAGCUCAAGAAUGGAUUUGAUACCGCUUCAGAGAUAAAUGAGCCUAAGAAAAGAGUUUUUGGGUCUGAUAUUACAAAUUACAAUUCAAAGAGAAAUAAGACAAAUUCUGUAGUGGGAUGGAAAUCAAGUAAGGAGACAAGUGUGCGAAUGCAUAAUAAACUAGUUGACUUGGAGCAUGAAUAUGAUGAGAAUGAAUUGAAGCAGCAUCCGAGACAUAAGUCAACGGGUAUUGACUUUGGCCCUUUUGCUCCCGUCAGUGUGUUGAAAGCAAGAGAUGCAGCUUUUAAAAAUGUGAAACAGGUCCAGGACAUGGAGAGCUUGGCUUCUACAUAUCGUCCUCAGUAUCACAACCAAGCUCUGUACGACCUCUUUGCUCAUUACAUGGAGGCUUGGAAAUCAUGGCUGGAAGCUACAAGGAAGCAACAAACGCAACAAAUAUGCUGAUGCACAAAAUUUGUUCAUCGAAUUUCAAAUAAUCUGAGUACAUACCAAACAGUCCACAGUUUUAUCUAAUUUCAUAUGAGAGUGUUUCUUGGAUGCAAUUUCCUGCUCCGUUUACUGACUUCCAAUAUUUUUUUUCUUGUUUGUAACCUCUUUUUUUUUUUUUUUUUUUUUUUUUUGCCCUUUUUCUGGAAAGGUCUUGUUUGUAAGACACAGAAUUUGUCAUUUCUUGAAUAAAGCUCUGGCCUAUGGGUCCAUCUUCCUUUGUAAUAUUCGUUCUCUUAUCCGCUGUGCUGUGAUACGGAAAAAGAGAGAUAUUCGAUGAAAGUGCAUAAUUAAUAUUUAGAUUAUUAUUAUUAUUAUUAUUUUCAUAAAUAUUAAGGAUAUUGGGAAAUUAAAGGUAAAAAUUGACAAAUCCAGUGAAUCUGUGAUGCUGGG
Messenger RNA from Ziziphus jujuba (common jujube), 2584 nucleotides. RefSeq names its product E2F transcription factor-like E2FF. Lineage: Eukaryota; Viridiplantae; Streptophyta; Magnoliopsida; Rosales; Rhamnaceae. Gene Ontology annotation, cellular component: RNA polymerase II transcription regulator complex. The transcript is spliced from 11 exons. Gene Ontology annotation, molecular function: RNA polymerase II cis-regulatory region sequence-specific DNA binding; DNA-binding transcription factor activity, RNA polymerase II-specific. Gene Ontology annotation, biological process: regulation of transcription by RNA polymerase II. The coding region runs from base 1025 to 2149 and encodes 374 amino acids. The record is from RefSeq and is a predicted model, not a curated record.